UCGUGACGUAAGGCGAGGGGGCGGGGCGACUUUCAAAACCAAGAGCCAAGAUGGCGGAGAGAGGAUCGCUGAGGGAUCGGACGCGGCUUGAAUCUAGGAGGAGCCGGGAAAUGAAUCACGUUGACGGCCCAGAUGAAGACCACGUGGAAGAGAUCCAGCUUAACGGUGAUGCCGAAGUCGUGGACAAGCCCCGUCCGAUCCAGAUAGUCCUCGCUCACGAGGAUGACCAUAACUUUGAGCUGGAUGAGAAGGCCCUGGAGAGCAUUUUGAUGCAGGAGCACAUACGUGAUCUGAAUGUUGUAGUUGUUUCUGUGGCUGGCGCUUUUCGGAAAGGCAAAUCUUUUCUGCUUGAUUUCAUGCUGCGAUUCAUGUAUAGCCAGAAAUCAAGUUGGAUAGGUGGGGACUGCGAGCCGUUAACUGGCUUCACGUGGCGAGGAGGAUGUGAGCGAGAAACCACAGGCAUACAGAUCUGGAGUGAAGUGUUUGUUAUUGACAAACCUGAUGGAUCCAAGGUUGCCGUCAUCCUCAUGGACACUCAGGGAGCCUUUGAUAGCCAGUCGACAAUCAAAGACUGCGCGACCGUGUUCGCUUUGAGCACGAUGACCAGCUCCGUUCAGGUUUAUAAUUUAUCCCAGAACGUUCAAGAGGAUGAUCUCCAGCAUUUGCAGCUUUUUACAGAGUACGGACGUCUUGCAAUGGAGGAAAUUUACAAAAAGCCCUUUCAGACACUCAUGUUUUUAAUUAGAGAUUGGAGCUAUCCCUAUGAACAUCCCUACGGGUUGGAAGGUGGCAAAAAGUUCCUGGAGAAGAGGCUACAGGUGAAACAGAACCAGCAUGAAGAACUGCAGAAUGUCAGGAAGCAUAUACACUCGUGUUUUACAAAUAUCGGCUGUUUCCUCUUGCCACAUCCUGGUCUUAAAGUUGCCACCAACCCAUACUUUGAUGGGCGAUUAGCUGACAUAGAUGAUGAAUUCAAAAAUGAACUACAAAAACUGGUCCCGUUACUGCUAGCCCCAGAGAACCUGGUCGAAAAAGAAAUAAGCGGCUCCAAGGUGAAUUGUCGAAGUCUGCUGGAGUAUUUUAAGGCUUACAUCAAAAUCUAUCAAGGAGAAGAGUUGCCCCAUCCUAAAUCCAUGCUCCAGGCGACAGCAGAAGCAAACAACUUGGCGGCUGUGGCUGGAGCAAAAGACUUGUACAGCAAAAGCAUGGAGCAGCUUUGUGGAGGUGAUAAGCCAUACAUCGCACCCUCAGACCUUGAAAAGAAACACUUGGAUGUGAAAGAAGGCUGUAUAAAGCAGUUCCGCUCGGUGAAGAAGAUGGGAGGAGAGGAGUUCUGCCGACGGUAUCAGGACCAGUUGGAGGCCGAGAUAGAUGAAACCUAUGCAAACUUCAUGAAGCACAACGAUGGCAAAAAUAUCUUCUACGCUGCCCGUACCCCCGCCACGCUGUUUGCUGUAAUGUUCGCAAUGUACAUUAUCUCAGGGCUGACUGGUUUCAUUGGGCUGAACUCUAUAGCAACCAUUUGCAACUUGGUCAUGGGAUUAGCAUUACUGUCUUUCUGCACCUGGGCCUAUGUGAAGUACUCUGGAGAGUUUCGAGAAUUGGGAACGUUAAUAGAUCAGAUCGCAGAGAUAAUAUGGGAACAGCUGCUGAAGCCAAUGAGCGACACCUUGAUGGAGGAUAACAUAAGGCAAACGGUGACAAACUCCAUCAAGGCCGGUCUUACAGAGCAAGUGAGUCAAGCUGCCCGGCAAAAGACAGACUGACAGUUCAUCUCUCCAGCCGCAGCCUUUCCUGCCCCACGGCUUGUUUGUAUAACGAGAACUCUGUAGAAAUACAUUGAAAACACACACAAAUAAACCAAAGUUUACAAUUAUAACUGUAGAUGUAGUAUAACCUGACUUGUCCAAGUGCUGCCACUGGUAUUUUAUUCCCCCCCCCCAACAAGGAUAAGCUACCCUAUAAGCUUGCUGUAAGACUGUCAAGGAAAGCUCAUAGCCCUCUUGUGCCAGAACAACUUGACUCUAGCACGAAGAGGUUGCAUUACUGCUCACAUGUGCCAUUUUUGUUUUCUUUUCUGUAAUCACCUUCAUAAAACUUUUAGUGACAUGUUUUCCAACACUAAAUCAAAUGAUCUCCUUUUAAUAGAAUGAUUUUUUAUAUAUAUAUAUUUAAUAUUGGUAUCCAAAUAGCAUCUACGAUAGCGGACAAUGAAAUCUAGCUGUUGGGUACUAAGAAAUCUACAGGCUGAUUCACUGCCUUUUUGUUUCUUUGUUACACGUUCCCAUUCCUCGUACAAUCUGCCGAGGUUUUCAUGAAAGUAUAUAAUGGCCUUUUUAAUCCAUGAACCUGCCAUACCGUAGGUGCGUAUCAGUGGGGGCUGAUAUAUAUACAUUUCUUUUCUGUUAAGCCUUUAUGUACAUACAAUAUGCCGUUAAUUUUAUUGGGGCGGGGGGGGUCAGGAGGAGGGUGCCAGUCCAUCCAGAAGCAAAGCCUACAGCUAUUAGCAGCUCAGAUCAUCUGUACAGCAUUAGUUAUUUUCUAUACAAGAUCAGAUAGGGCAUGUAUAUGACAUAUAAAUAAUAUAAAUACCACUUUUGUAAGACGUUUUUGUAGUCCAUGCCAAAUCCUGGUUCUGUGGUAGGCUAAGUGUGAAAUCCCUGCGCAGGGGGUGUUUGUGGCUCAUGUAAAUGUGUGAAUGCUUAAACCAGUCUGAAGUUUUGAUAUAUUUGUGAUAUUUACCUGCCUUGAACACUGCUGUCUCACCCCGGUGGGUGGAAAAAGAAACAAUGAGCAUUUUUGUUGUGAAUCUUUGUCCUGUUAAAAAAACAAACAAAAAAAAAAUGGUUUCCUGUAAUUUAUUUUCAGUAUAAUUAAAAUCUGUUGUAUAUAUGACACAA
Messenger RNA from Spea bombifrons (plains spadefoot toad), 2900 nucleotides. RefSeq names its product atlastin GTPase 2 (gene ATL2). The transcript has 13 exons. Gene Ontology annotation, biological process: protein homooligomerization; endoplasmic reticulum organization. The record is from RefSeq and is a predicted model, not a curated record. Gene Ontology annotation, molecular function: GTPase activity; GTP binding. Bases 51 to 1766 code for a protein of 571 amino acids. NCBI's taxonomy places the organism in Eukaryota, Metazoa, Chordata, Amphibia, Anura, Pelobatidae.